Choloepus didactylus (southern two-toed sloth) is the source of this 4818-nucleotide messenger RNA. Its product is annotated as serine/threonine-protein kinase Sgk2. Gene Ontology annotation, biological process: protein phosphorylation; cilium assembly; intraciliary transport. The transcript is spliced from 13 exons. Bases 587 to 1690 code for a protein of 367 amino acids. The record is from RefSeq and is a predicted model, not a curated record. Gene Ontology annotation, molecular function: ATP binding; protein serine/threonine kinase activity. NCBI's taxonomy places the organism in Eukaryota, Metazoa, Chordata, Mammalia, Pilosa, Megalonychidae. Gene Ontology annotation, cellular component: cilium; centriole; intraciliary transport particle B.
CACACUGAGAAUGCACCAGUGCAAUCAUAGGUGCACAGACACACACCCACAUAAAUAUACAUUUGUGGACACAUGCGUUGAUAGACCCCCACGCAGUCAUCCACAUACAGACUCACACACUAACUCACACACGCAGACACGUUGUUUAACACACAGAGCCACGCUGUCACACCAGAGACACACAAAAGCACAUCUAUGCACAAGCCACAGGCAUACACGCAUCACCCACCCCACACAGUCACACACAUUCUAACAAACCCCAAGGGUCAGCCUCCAGGACUCUACUGGGGGUGUUGCCCACCCCCUCCCUACCUCCCAGGGGCAGGUGAUAUCCCCAAGGGAACAGAGGUCUCUGGUCCCAUCUUCAGCUCUGCCAGAUCUCACGUGACUUUGACCAGCCCCCUCGCUGCUGCCGGGAGUUCUGAGCUCUGUGCUGGGGUCGGGCCAGCACCAGGCACAGACACUUCGGCCCUUGUUGGGAGAACAGAGAAGACUCUCUUGUCCACUGCCCGUCCUCCAGCCCCAGCUGCUAGCUCUCUCAGUGGCCUCUCCUCAGGGUUUGCAGAGCCCUGAUCACUGUUACAAGAUGGACAGCAGCCCAGCCGGGACCCCCAGUCCACAGCCUUCAAGGACCAAUGGAAACAUCAAUCUGGGGCCUUCAGCCAACCCAAAUGCCCGGCCCACCGACUUCGACUUCCUCAAAGUCAUUGGCAAAGGGAACUACGGGAAGGUCCUGCUGGCCAAGCGCAAGUCUGACGGGACAUUCUAUGCAGUGAAGGUGCUGCAGAAAAAGUCCAUCUUGAAGAAGAAAGAGCAGAGCCACAUCAUGGUGGAGCGCAGUGUGCUUUUGAAGAACGUGCAGCACCCCUUCCUCGUGGGCCUGCGCUACUCCUUCCAGACACCCGAGAAACUCUACUUUGUGCUUGACUAUGUCAACGGGGGAGAGCUCUUCUUCCACUUGCAGCGGGAGCGCCGGUUCCUGGAGCCACGAGCCCGGUUCUACACCGCCGAGGUGGCCAGUGCCAUUGGCUACCUGCACUCCCUCAACAUCAUUUACAGGGACCUGAAACCAGAGAACAUUCUCUUGGACUGCCAGGGUCAUGUGGUGCUGACGGAUUUUGGCCUCUGCAAGGAAGGCGUAGAGCCCGAGGAGACCACGUCCACAUUCUGUGGCACCCCCGAGUACUUGGCUCCUGAAGUGCUUCGGAAAGAGCCUUAUGAUCGGGCAGUGGACUGGUGGUGCUUGGGGGCAGUCCUUUACGAGAUGCUGCACGGCCUGCUGCCCUUCUAUAGCGAAGAUGUGUCCCAGAUGUAUGAGAACAUUCUGCACCAGCCACUACAGAUCCCUGGGGGCCGGACGGUGGCCGCCUGCGACCUUCUGCAAGGCCUCCUCCACAAGGACCAGAGGCAGCGGCUGGGCUCCAAAGCAGACUUUCUUGAUAUAAAGAACCAUGUAUUCUUCAGCCCCAUCAACUGGGAUGACUUGUAUCACAAGAGGCUGACUCCACCCUUCAAUCCAAAUGUGGCAGGACCUGCCGACCUGAAACACUUUGACCCAGAGUUCACCCAGGAAGCCGUGUCGAAGUCCAUUGGCUGCACUCCAGACACCAUGGCCAGCAGCUCUGGGGCCUCGAGUGCAUUCCUGGGAUUUUCCUAUGCUCCGGAGGAUGAUGAUGUCUUGGAUUGCUAGGAGAGAAGGCAACCUGUGAAAUCCCUGAAGUGAGCUGGUAUCAGUAAGGAAUUACCUUCAGCUGCUAGUAACAGAAACUCAAAAUAGCAAUGGCUUAGACAAGAAACAGGUUUAUUUUUUUCCAUCACAUAAAAGAAGUCUGGUGUUAGGUGGUCCAGCACUGGCAUGACAACUCCAUGGUCAUCAGACACUCGGAGGCUUUCUAUAUUUCUGCUCUGCCACCUUUGGCAAAUGGCUUCCAAAACUAGGAUUGCUGCAUUAUCGUGCAACGGCUGCUGGAGUAUUAGCCAUCUCUUUUGUGUUCUGGGUAGGGAAAAGGAAGGAAAAGGGGGAAGAACAAAAGGGCACCUUUAAAGAAUUCUUCUGUAAGCUCCAGCCAGUACUUUUGCUUACAUCUAAUUAGCCUCCCAACCUAUCUGUAAUGGUGUCUGGGAUAUGUGCUUUUUUAGUUGGGCACAUUGCCGCUCCUAAUACAACAGAGGUUCUGACACUAAGGAAGAAGGGGAGAAUGUUGGGUGGCAACCAGAACUCUUUGCCAGAGGGUAUUUUGGUUUGAAUUUUGAUCUCUAUGUGCAAAAUGAGAGAAAUGUAACAAGCCUAUAGGAUAUUACUGAACAUCUCCGUAAUAUUCUAUGUUAAUGACGUCUUCUUCCCUCCCUUCCUUUCAUGUUGGACAUUUGUUACUUGGUUUGGCUGCCUAGCAUCUGAACCCCUUUCUGUAUUCAGGGAAUUCCCUACUUUAUGAGCCUUCAUGAGGGGCAGAACUACCUCUACUCUGUAGUGAAAAUGCUACAUACUGACCUUCCCAGCCUCCCCUGCAGCUAGAGCCAGGUAUGUGGCCCUGUGCCAGACUUUGACUCAAGACUAGUGACACAAGAAGGAAGGAACUGGGGAGCUCUUUUUCUUGUGGUGGAAAUGGUAAUCAAACCCACAAAACUUAGUUCCUGGUACAGAAGUGGCAACAACGCAAAUUGUAGCAAGUUGUCCUCAGUAGCAGCAAGAGUAGCAGUUUCCUCAUCAGCCCAGUGCUGUGGUGUCAUUCCUGGAAGUUUAGUCUUGAGCCUGAUUCUCCAACUUUCAUAAUGAUUUUGAGACCUUCUGAGCCUUUUAGCACACUCCUUUUCUGCUUCAUAGAUCAAAGUCCGCUUCUGUUGUCUGCCAUUCAGAACACCUGCUUAUGCCAAGCCAGUUGCUGGACUAGACUCUUUCAUGUGCAUUAUUAAUUUUUGUUCCAACAACCCUGAAGUAGGAACUAUUAUUAACCCUGUUUUACCGAUGAGGAAACAGGGUCAGAGUUGUUCCUUGCUUAAAGGUGACAUGGCUAAUAAGGACCUGAGCUGGGACUUGGAGCCAUCUAAGCCGGCCUUGGGGCUCUCACACUUAUCUGUUUGGCUGGUCUACCCCUCAAUCUGGCUAAUAGGUCCAAGCAGAAUGACUGUGAAAAUCUCUAAUGAGAGCCAAGUCAAGAAUUGGCUGGAACAAAUGAAGUAGUGGGAAAUGGGCUCUUGAAGAGGAGACAUUCAAGUGGACACUUAUGGUCUGAGCCUGGCUGCCAAAUUCAUCCUAUGCUCCAUCUCACGUUCCCAUAUGCUUGGCAGGUCUAAGGCCAUGGGGUGCCUGGGCCUGACACGGAGCUGGAGGCUGCUGCAGGCUUAGUGAGCAGAGCUUUCAAGCCACAUAUGGAGCUCCGUCUGUUCAAGAUUAGUGAUUUCUAAAGGUAAUUGUACUGGACGAAAUAUGAGCACAUAAGACCAUGUGAAUUUAGGCCACUCUUUACUUAUGGGAUGGAUCACGCUGUCUUAUUUCAGUGGAAAAGUGGUUUCAUUUUUACAUAACUGUGGUUUGUCACUAACAUCAUGGUUGCCAUAUUAACUUUUAGGUUUAGGGACAAAGGGAGAAUUUCUUUGAGGAUCAGUCUGUGUUGGUGAUUUUAUUACCUUUUCCUUGUCACUCAGGCCCACUCUCUUUCCCUUCCAUUUUUGCUCCCGGUCCCUGCCCCAGGAGUUAUGGGUGAUGAGGCUGGGAGACCAUAGGAAAAACACCAAUGACAUGACCUAUUGAAAAUCAAAGCUAGGUCAGGAAGAACUACUGUUAGCCUUUGAUAUAUGAUGAAGAACUCUGAAAGAAACACCCUGAUUUCCAUUGUAAUAAUACCUGUUAAUUGACAAAUGUGGAACAUGAGAAAGGAGAGGACAAAAAAAGAAAACAAAGUGGAGCUGUCAGAAACUUGAUAGGCUCGAAAGUACACAAUCAGAUAUGGGUUGUGAACACAUAUGCGUUUAUCUGUUGUAAGACUGUAAAAUCACAGAAGUUUUCACCAGAAUAGAAAAUAAAAAUGAAGAAAUACCCUGUUAUUGAAUUGAUCACACUAUGCCUAUGUUGAUGGAGCACAUUCUGAGUUUUAUAUGCAUUGUCUAUAAUCCUCACAAUAACCCAGCAUUUAGGAAUUAUUAACCUCACUUUACACACAAGGAAACAUUGGCUCAGAGAUUAAGCUACCUGUCCAAGGUCACCCAGCCGAUAUGAGGCAGAGCUGGGAACUGAAUUUGGUGGCAGCUUUUUCUAAAGCCCUUGCUCUUUCUAUGACCUCCAACAGUGAGAGAAGUGUGCUGGGCAGGCAGGUACUCUGGUCUUCUAGCAAACACUGACUGCAGAUAAGGCAGAAGCAUCCCAGGCUCUCACUGCACCUGAGGCAGAAGGGUCCCAAGCCCUGUCGCAACCCCCAAGUGACAGUGGGAAUACACCACUUCAUUUGGAUCCCUGACUGCAAACUGUAGUCCAAUUUUGAGAAUUCUUACUCUGCUCUCUACUUUUUAACUUUUCAGUGACAGUAGUUGUGAAAAGGCAACAAGUGGUGUGUGUAAUAUUCUACAAUUCCUACUACUUUGUACGUGUUGAAGAUUGUAACAAACACGAAUGUAAAUCAAAACCGUCAGAUGUCUCUGCUUUCAUUGGUCUGGACUCGCUAGCGAGGCUGCGGCAGCAUUGCACACAAGCCCACACCCCUCUCACGGCUGGCACAGAGCCCCCAUUGGGCGAUGGCAGGGCGAUCUGUGUGUUGAACGCCCUUCCCCAAGCUCCUGCCUCAGGAAUACCGCUCUUCUUUCAGAUUUCUGCCCAACAGGGGC